AAUUAAUUAAUUAAAGAAAGAGAGAAAGUAAUAAAGAGUGAAGCUUUAUUUAUCUUUAUGUGUGAGUAACAAUAGCAAUGUCCACUGUGUAGAAAUAACAUCAUCUGAAAAAAGAAAAAACAUGGUGAAGACAUAGAUGUGAGUUUUCUGUGUUCAUAACUGAACUUGUUUCAAGCUUCAACCUUAUGUAACAAAAGCUGUAUUCAACAUUACUCUAUUAUUAGAGUUGUUAUCACUUGAUAAUUAUUCCUGUAUAUGGGGACUCUGGCACUCGAACCCGAUGAUGUAAGCUCGGAUAUAUACCUUUCGUUGGGCCUAAAAGAUAUUGAUAAAGGUGUCGGAGUUCCACGGGUUUUGUCACUUCUCUCUUCAGUUCUUGAAAGAUCAGUUCAGAGAAAUGAAAUGCUGUUGGAAACAAAACAUGUAGAAGAUGUUGUUACAGUAUUUCACGGUUUAAGAGCGCCUGCUCUGAGUGUUCGUAAGUACAUUGAUCGUAUCUUUAAGUACUCGAGUUGCAGCCCGUCGUGUUUCGUUGUCGCGCAUGUUUAUGUGGAUAGAUUUAUUCAGCACACAGAGAUCAAAUUGACCUCACUUAAUGUGCACCGGCUUCUCAUAACAAGUAUUAUGCUAGCAGCAAAGUUUAUCGAUGAUGCAUUCUUUAACAAUGCUUACUAUGCUAAAGUUGGAGGAGUAAGUACAUCAGAAUUAAACAGAUUGGAAUUGAGCUUUUUGUUUGGUAUAGAUUUUAGACUUCAGGUUAGUGUAGACACAUUUGGAAGAUAUUGUUUGCAAUUGGAGAAGGAAGGUUCAGAAACACUUCAAAUUGAAAGGCCAAUGCAGGCUUGUAGAAUUAAAGAAAGUUGGUCAAACAAAGAUGAGCCUCCAUGUGCCUCCACAAUUGCAAGAUGGUAGUGUGCAAGCAAGCACAAUGUAUUAUUGUUGUACCACAAUUCAAUGAACUCAAAGAAAAAAAGAUUGAUGAAUAUACACUAUUAGUAGUUAAACCAUUUUUUUAAGAACACUGUUGUUUGUUCUGUUUCUAUUUUUCUUUAGCUUUUUUUCUGUUUUGUUUGUAUUGUACACUUGUUUGUAAUUGCAAGCAUGUAACCGAAUAGUGGUUGUAAUGAAUUUUAUGUCCUUACAAUAAA
Molecule: messenger RNA, 1148 nt
Organism: Vicia villosa (hairy vetch)
Lineage: Eukaryota; Viridiplantae; Streptophyta; Magnoliopsida; Fabales; Fabaceae
Product: cyclin-P3-1-like
Exons: 3
Coding region: 256-912 (218 amino acids)
Biological process (GO): regulation of cyclin-dependent protein serine/threonine kinase activity
Molecular function (GO): protein kinase binding
Source: RefSeq, a predicted model, not a curated record